AUGAAUGGAGAUGGAGAUGGAUAUGGAGAUGGAGAUUGGAAGAAGGUGGUGGUUUCUGAUCCGAUACUGAAUUCAAUGUGUAUAAAGCCAUUACACUUAAUGAGGGAUGGAAAUUGCCUCAUACAUUCCAUUUCUGAAGGUUUGGUCUACAAAAUAGAUUUGGCCACAAAUACCAAAAACUUAUCAUGCUCAAUUACUGAUCCUGAUGGUGGCAUGAAUACAUGUCCAACUGGGAAAUACAUUGAGACUUUGGUGUCACCCUAUCGAUAUCUUUAG
Molecule: messenger RNA, 276 nt
Organism: Lactuca virosa
Lineage: Eukaryota; Viridiplantae; Streptophyta; Magnoliopsida; Asterales; Asteraceae
Source: the annotation of a GenBank genome assembly